GCCAUGAGUUCGAUUCCUGGAACGGAACACUUCCCUGUUCCAAUCGUGGGUAGUUGGGGCCUCAGUUUGGCUGGGAUGAAUUAGAGGAUCUUAUUAUGGAGGACGGAAUUGGAGUUUUUAUAAAGUCGAGGGACUUCAUUGGAUGAAGCUGAAGUAGGAGAUAAAAAAAUCGAUGAAAGACUAAAGUAGGCAGCCUGAUGACUCUCAUGGCAAACCUCCCAAGCUCCUCUACUUUACAUUUCUCUCAGCCUCUCCACGCCGACCAAUUCAUUCAUUCGUCCGUUCGUUCAUCCAUUCAUCUUCUUUUAUCUGCAUCUCCGACCGGUUCGGGUUCAGUCGUUAGGAAUGUUCCGAACGACGACAGCCCACCAUCGUCAUCUUAUCAUAUGUAUGGCAUGUAAAAUCUUAUGUCUCUCAUUGCUUCUUCUCCUCUACCUCCUCCUCCGCUCCUUCGAGGAGACCGGUGGUUCUGCCAUCGCAGGCGAGCAUCGCAUCAGAGGCACGAACCAGAUUCGGACUCCUCGUUUCAAGGCAAUCAAGCAGAACGAAGAAAAGAAUAAUCAGUUUUCGGUUACUCCGAGGCGAAAGAAACCGAACGACAGGCCGGAGCUAUGGCCCCACUGGCACAAGGGUCUUCUACCUUACGCCGGGCACCCAGGCCUGCUAACUGCGACAGUGACUCCCGGUGUCAACCUCGGGAUGAAUGAGUACCUGGUGGACGUCCUCAUCGGUACUCCUCCAAAGCGCCGGUCGCUGAUUCUCGAUACCGGGAGCGACCUCACUUGGAUUCAGUGCGCUCCUUGCCGGGACUGCUUCGAUCAGAGAGAGCCUUACUUCGAUCCUCGGCGGUCGAAUUCUUUCCAGAACAUAAGCUGCCAUGAUACGAGGUGCCGUUUGGUCAAGUCGCCUCCUGAUCUUUCCCGGCCUUGUGAUGCUAAUGAUUCUACACAGACGUGCCCUUAUUACUACAAUUAUGGGGACAGCUCCCACACGACCGGGGACUUUGCCGCUGAGACCUUCACGUUCAACCUCACCUCCGCGACCGGGAACUCUGAGUUCGUAAGGGUGAAGAAUCUUAUCUUCGGAUGUGGCCAUCGGAACAGAGUUAAUUUCCGAGGGGCCUCCGGAAUGCUAGGACUAGGGAGAGGCCCGCUCUCGUUUUCCACACAGCUCCAGUAUCUCUACGGUAACGCCUUCUCCUACUGCCUCGUCGACUCGAAUGCAGGGAGAAAUGCCACGAGCAAGCUGGUCUUCGGGUCGAGCCGGAACCUCUCGGGACACCGGCCGAUGAACUUCACCUCAUUCGUAACUAAAAGGCCGAAUCUCGAUGAGACGUUUUACUAUCUCCAGAUAGAGUCGGUCUCGGUGGGAGGGGAAGUCCUAACCAUACCAAAGGAGACAUGGGAGGUGUCCCCCGAUGGGUCGGGUGGUACAGUCAUAGAUUCCGGGGCCACGCUCAGCUUUUUCAUCGAACCGGCUUAUGAGAUCAUCAGGGAGGCGUUUGCAAAGAAGGUGAGAGGUUAUCCGGUCGUUGAAGAUGAGAGGUUCGACCUAUGUUACAGGGCAUCUGGCAAGGAAGAACUGGACAUGCCCGAGUUCCGGAUUGCGUUUGAUGAUGGAGCUGAGUGGAACUUCCCAGCCGAGAAUGUCUUCAUGCGAUUCGAGCCCGAAGGGAUCGUGUGCCUAGCAAUAUUGAGGAUCGAUAACGAUUGGUUCUCGAUCAUUGGGAACUACCAGCAAAAGAAUUUUCAUGUGCUGUAUGACCGAGGAGAAUCGAGGCUUGGAUUCACUACCAUGAGAUGUGCUGACGUUUGACUUACUGUUUGUCUGUCAAUUCCUUGUAUUUAAUAUUUAGCCCAUAAGAAUUCUUUUAUUAAGGAA
This is a messenger RNA of Punica granatum (pomegranate), 1881 nucleotides long. NCBI's taxonomy places the organism in Eukaryota, Viridiplantae, Streptophyta, Magnoliopsida, Myrtales, Lythraceae. The record is from RefSeq and is a predicted model, not a curated record.